Cottoperca gobio is the source of this 2681-nucleotide messenger RNA. RefSeq names its product protein RIC-3. The transcript has 6 exons. Gene Ontology annotation, biological process: synaptic transmission, cholinergic; protein localization to cell surface. The record is from RefSeq and is a predicted model, not a curated record. Gene Ontology annotation, cellular component: intracellular membrane-bounded organelle; neuronal cell body; neuron projection. Lineage: Eukaryota; Metazoa; Chordata; Actinopteri; Perciformes; Bovichtidae. The coding region runs from base 229 to 1239 and encodes 336 amino acids.
UUCUGAAAACGCCCUUCCCGGAAGUCCUGGUCCCGUUAUUGCAGCGAAUCAGAGUACAGCUGUUUCUGAGCACAACAGCCUGUUUUUAGGUCUCAAAUAUCGCAUAGUUUUGUUGUUUAUUAGCUUUACAGCUCAACGUUUUCCCCCCUGUCUCUUUAGACACAUCUUUUAGCGGCUGGCGUUGCUGCAUUUCGGCGCGUGUCUCCCUGUUUGUGUGUUCACGAGAGUAUGGUUGUGUCAACAUCACAACAAGUCGCCCUGGCUUUCACGGCCGUGUUGUUCACGUUUGUUGUGCUGCCCAGGAUGUUUGGCGUCGGCGGCGGGACCGGGGCGAAGGAGACCAGAUUUGACCCUCGUUACAGCAGAAAAGCAGCAGGUCCGGGCCCCGGCGCUGUGAGAGGUCAGCCCAUCAGCGCGAACGCACCCGGCUCAGCUCAGACCCCUGAGAACAUGCAGCAGAUGAAGAAGCUGAUGGAGCAGGAGCUGAAGAGUGACAAGUACAAAUCUAACAGCAACAAGGGCUACGUGUUCACACUGAUGCCGCUCUACGCCAUCGGAGUUGGAGUGUUCGCGGCCUACAAGUUUUUGAAGAUCAAGUCUGCAGAUGAUCAGGAACAAAAGGAAAAAUGUGUAAAAAAAGGAGCAAAGAAAUCAGUGGAAGCAGAGAACCAGUUGAAUGAACUGGAGCAGAGGCUGGCGCAGACGGAGAGGAUGCUGAACUCCAUCCUCACGCAGCUGGACCCGCUCACUAACUGUGUGAAGUCGGUGGCUCAGGAGCAGAAGAACGAGAUCAUGUCUCAACUGCAGACCAUCCGGCACCUGAUGAAGAAGAGGGGAAUGGACUGUCCCCCCCUGAACAUCAACGAAGCAUCCUGCGAGCGUAACCUAGACGACCUCAUUGAGUCACUCGGCGCCAACGACACAUCUUCGGGUGAAGCUUCUCCGGUGGACGUGCAGACUUCUCCGGGAGCAGCAGAUGCUUCCGAACAGGUCCAUCAAAAGCGUUCAGAAGCUAAAGAUGAAGCAGCGACAGAAGGUGAAGAGAUGAAGGAGCUUAUACCCGAGGAAUCGGACGGGGAAGCAGAGGAAGACGGGAACGAGGAGGACACGGAGGAGGAAGAAGGACCGGAGGACUGUGAGCUCAUGCCUUCACUAGAGGACUUACACGAGACAAACAUUGAGGAGGUUGGAGCGGAGCAGCCUGCGUCCGGCCUCAGGCGACGCAACAGGCCCGACUGAACUCGCUGCACUGUAGAGAAAUGUGACAGAUUAUUAUUAAGAUGUAUUCCCUUAAAGGCUUUCAUUGUCUACAUAUUCAACAAAAUCAUAUAUUGCAUUCAUAAGAAACUAUAACUCAUGAGGUUUCUCUAACACACGAGGCUCUAUUGUCCUGUUGCAAACAUGUGCACAAGGUCACUGAGGCCGAGUGCAACUGAUAUUAUGGCUCAUCGGUGCAGGAGGGGAGUGUUGUUGUUAUGAGGAACUGGAACUCUAAAACAUAAUAAUCUAAAUGUGAUGAUAUGGUCCUCAAAGUUAAAACUGUCCUUGUGUUGGAGAAACAAUUUGUGAGCAAAAAAAAGUUGAGAUUUGUUCUUAUAUCACUAACUGCUUGAGGCCCAUUGUGAACAUUUCAAAUCUGAAUAAUUACUUCCUGAGGAAAAGAAGAAAGGCUCGUUCUCCUCCAACCGUUUCCUCUCGUCUCGUCUCGUCUCCUGUAUGGAAGCGUCUGCAUCACGUGCCUCACCACAUGGAUUAAUUUUUCCUUUCGUGUCUCACUCUUCCUCACACUAACGGUGUGACCUCCGCACAUAACGGGGUUUUCUAGCAGUUACUGACACCAGAUGCAUGAAACUUGUUUUAAAAUAAGUGUAACAACCCAAACGAACGUCUGUUAUUUUUCACCUUUUAUACGACACACAGAAACGUGCUCGUGUGUUUUUUGUAAAUAGCAGUUUGUGGGAAAUGGUUGUGCGUACAUGUUGUGUCCUCAGACAUCCUUUCUACACACUAAGUCAAAAACUCGCUGCGCUUAACUUGAACAUGGAGCCCAUACUUUCUUCCAACACUAAUCCUCUUUUUAAACUUGCCUGAUUUUAGGAUGAAAAGUCUUCUUCUCUGGUUUCACGAUCAGCUCUGUCAUUGGUUCAUGUUGGCACCUGCUGAAGCCAAACAUUCAAAGUGUGUGAUCUACGUUAAAGGAGGUUGUGGCCAAAGUCACAUGUGUUUUGCCUUCAUUACAUUUCACAUGGUGGACAAGUUGUCCAUCACAUGUAACUGACUGCAGUGCACAAGUGUUGCAGUUUAAGGACGUGUCGUGUCUUCCUGGGACACGGAAACAGAACUCUUAAUAUCGUUAGUUCCACGUCUUUAAACGGCUUCUCUGUAUGUUGUGCUUUCAACGUUGCACCACUCUGUGCUGCCAAGUAACAGACAAAAUCCAUAGAAGUCUUACCAUUUCCUGUUUUAUUAAUAUAUAUACUAACAUUUUAUCAUGAAGGGACACUAAUGCUGGAUGUGAUGAGCUGAAUAUUCUAAUGUAAAGUGUGAACUGCAUGUGUUUGUUUGAAUCCUUUCUUUUGUCUGCACAUUGUGACUGCAUAAAUGUAUUUAUUCAAAAGUAAAAUGACAAUCAUUUGGUCAACCAGAAACACAUGAACUCACAUUAAACUUUUCUACUUGUA